GUCUUUCCAAGGCGCCUGCGCUAAACCGGCUUCUCGGCGCCAUUUUGUCUGAGCGGUGGUGGUCGCAGCUCUAUCGCAUUUUUAUGUUUCUGGCGAGAGGAGAGCCGAGGCUUCAUCCCAUAGAUUCAUUUUAGUGCGGCACCUAUCCGCCGUUCACUCCAGGACAGCACCUAGUGAAGGUCGGAGGAGUCGCGGACUUGUCAAAAAGGUCGGUUGGAAGCUGUGGUUGUCCGAGUGACUGGGGGAUGGCGCAGCUUUAGCGGCACCGGCACCGGAAGUGGACGGGCCGCGCGGCGGCCAUGGCAAAUUGGUCUGAAGAAAACAAGACUUUCAGUGACAUAUCCUAAGUAUCACUGAGAAUAAACCUCAUUUUGUGGGAAAAUGAAGGAAUAUGUUCCAGUUUUAGAAGACCUGGAUCUGCUAUUGAAAAUUGUAUUUCUGGACUCAAUUACUGGAAUUGUCAACUUUGCUGAUUUAUGUGCACAUUUCUCUUCCACUAUGAGCAGACCAAUUGCACUGCACAUUUGUCUGGCAUUCUGUAGCCUUGUACUUGUCAACUUUGCCACACAAUGUGUGGCCUUCCCCAAAAUGGAAAGAAGGGAGAUAGCACAUGUUCAUGCAGAAACAGGGCAGCCUGAGAGGAUGAACACAGAUGACCUAGAAAAUAACUCUAUGACUUCAAAGUGCACUCCCCAGUUGGUGGUCUCUGAAGAUCCAGUGAUGGUGUUAGCAGGACCAUCAGCAACGUCAUUAAAUAAAGUAUUUCCUACUAGCAAAGAAGCCCAUCCAGUAGGAGCUGGACUCAUGCAGCCUAACAGCCCCAGCAUUUACACAGCUACUGAGACAGUGGUCCCUGCCGAGGAGGAAAUGUUUGUUUCCAGCCAGCCAGAGAGGGUGUCUCCUGAAAGCCGACUUUCCAAGGCCAUGCUAACCAAUCCUAUCCCUGCAACUGCAUCUCUGAGUGUCGAUGAGAAGGAGGAACGCUUGGGUAGUACCAUCAUUCAGCCCAUCGUAGAAGGGACCACAGAGGCAACACAGGGUUUUCUGAGCUAUGUGGAUGAUCAGUUGUUUGCAACUGAAAGUCAGGAAAGAAUUAGUCUGGGACAUUUACCUUCAUCUGAUAUGAAUACUAAAGGAAUGCUAACCACCAAUCCCAGGACUGAGAAAUUUGAAGCAGACACAGAACACAGGGCAGCUUUUUUCCCCGGUGCUGAGCCCGUAGUGGGCACGGAGCCUGGAAGCCCCAUGCCCGAGAGGGAGAAGCCUUCGCAGAUGACAGCUGAUCAUACCCAGACUGCUGACAUCAAGCACUGGCUCACAACCUCUGAGUACACCCUGAGUGUUGAGCCAGAAACUGACAGGCUGCUGGGAGCCCCAGGAGUCCCAGUGAGUGUCAGCACAGCUGUUCCAGCUGCCUCUGUCGGCAGUGAUGAGUGGGAUGGCACCAAGUUAGAGAGUGUAAGCCAGAUAAAGACCCCAAAGCUUGGAGACAACAGAGAGACUCAGGUGGGAACGGAAAUGUCUCAGACAGCCCAAGAAACCGGUAAUGACCCUAUGGAAGGUAUGGAAGAGGGCAAACCUAUGACUGAGGCUGCAGAGGUGGUUCUGGGGCUCCUGGAAGGGGAAACACCCAUGCAGACAGCCCUGCUAAUGGCACAUGGGGAGGCGCCUUCAUCUGCCUUCGCCGAUCAAAGUUCCUUUACUCCCACAAGUCCUAUGGAAGAUAGGAAAGUCUCUGUUGUAAGCCUCUUCCAAGAUACCCCAGACUUCAUGGAAUCCACUAGGGAAAAUGAUGCAAUGGUUUUCUUAGAGACCACUGUUUCCAUCUCAGAAUAUGAAUCUGAGGCUCAUCAACCAUUGGGAAAUACAUUGAAAGACAUCAUCACUCAAGAGAUGACAACAGCUGUUCAAGAAGCAGAAGCCACUUUAUCAUUGGUGACACAAGAGCAGCAGGUUUCUAGCCUCGAGGUUACUGGAGAAAAUUGUAAGACUGAGGAAGGAAAAGAGCCCCCCUCCACCACAUCUGGUGUUCCUGCUGUUACUCAGCUGUCCAGGAGGUGGGAGCCUCUGCCCACUACAGUUUCAACUACAGCCGUGCCUCUCUCUUUUGAAGUUACUUCUGCUCUGGAAGACCUAAUAGACACUGUCACGGGGCCAAACGAGGAAUUGUUCACACCAGUUUGGGGCUCUCCAGUGACUCCCCCUGGAAUAAUGGAGGAAGCAGCCAGCCUUUUCCCAGAGCUUCCUGAUUCUGAGGCGUCCUCGGAGAGAAGAACCGUUGUCCCAUCCAUUAGCCAUGUUAAUACAGCUGCCUCAUAUGGCCUGGACCAACUUGAAUCUGAAGAGGGAGAAGAAGAUGAGGAUGAAGAAGAUGAGGAGGAGGAAGAUGAAGAAGAGGAAGAUGAGGAGGAAGAUGAAGAAGAUAAAGACACAGAGUCCCUGGAUGAGAGCUUGGAUGGUGAUGCUGAACUGCCUGGGUUUACUCUCCCUGGCAUCGCGUCCCAAGAACCUGGCUCAGAGCAGGGAAACCUGGGCCCUUUGGAUGGAGCUACCUACCAGGUGCCAGACGCCAUCAAGUGGGAACAGCAGAAUCAGGGCCUGGUGAGAAGCUGGAUGGAAAAACUAAAAGACAAGGCUGGCUACAUGUCUGGGAUGCUGGUUCCUGUAGGGGUCGGGAUAGCCGGAGCCUUGUUCAUCUUGGGAGCGCUCUACAGCAUUAAGGUUAUGAAUCGCCGAAGGAGAAACGGCUUCAAAAGGCAUAAAAGAAAGCAGAGAGAAUUCAACAGCAUGCAAGACCGAGUCAUGCUCUUAGCCGACAGCUCUGAAGACGAGUUUUGAAUCUGACGGGAGUUUCACUGGAUAUUCACCUGUGUUAUUAUUUUACUUUUUAUUUGGGGGGCAAAAGAAGAACUGCAGCCUGCCACAUCACUGCUCUUAGGCCGUCGGGCUCAUUAUCUGCCAGGCAGUAGAUUUCUCUUGUACUGAGCAGGAAAGGCAUGUUGUAGACUCACUGUAAUAUGCCGUGCUUGUUUUUCUUUGGUAGUGAAUUUUCCACAACCAUAGGCUAUCACUCAUCAAUAUGCAGCGCACAUGUUGCUCACUAGAAGUUGCUAGGUAAAUAUUUUGUAUUUUUCCAAAGGGCCUUUCCCUUGGUUUACCUGCACUGAGCAUAACGAUUAUUGCUGCCAAGGCGUAUGUUGACUCUGAAAUCGAAAUCUUAACAGAGAAUAGCUCACAAUGACUGCGUUCGGCCCACUUGAGGCUGUAGGCUUCUGGGCCAUGGUACAUCCUACGUUUGCAUCAAAACGAGCAGCAAGUUGGAAUGAAAUCUUCUUUGUCAAGAAGAUCUCUCGGCACAUUAGGAUUAUGUGUAGAUUUGUAUCUAUCUUGCAUUCUAUACUCCAGUCUCCCAGUUUUAUUAUUUUGCAUCUUCUGUCUUAUUCUCAUUCUUGGCAGGAAAAAGAAAUGCACCAGAAAUAACGCAUUAAAUGGACUCUCAGUCUUAAUGUAAACUUGCUUUCUUAAAUAGUGUAAUUGAAUCUGACAGACGUAUCCAUAGAUGCUUACAUGUUUAUCAAUAAGAGGUGUUCUUUUUAUGUAUCAUUUGACUUUGCAAGAAGAAAUGAGGAAGAAAUCAAGAAGAAAGUGAGGCAGGUAAGCUCUCAGAGCAUUUCUAUCUGCCAUUCACUAUUGUGAAUUAUUCAGAGCAUUGCUUUGCUACUUCUGGGGGCUUGGCCAUGGAAUGAUGGGGCCACCGUUGGUUCUUAUUUGGCUUUAUUAGAAAAUGGACAUCCUGUGGUAGAUGCAGCCUCAGUGGCCAGAGUCCCAGCCUCUCUCAGGGCAUUCCCUUUUGGGGAUGUUGGCCUACGCUAGAUCAUUUCUCAUUUCUUUUGGAGUGUAAUUCCUUGCCCUAUCUUUUGAAUCUGAGUAUUUGAGUUGAAUUUUUAGGUAAAGACAUGGCUCAUUUGCAUGGAAGACUAAAGGUUCCUGGUAACACUGUCCUUACUGCUUGACACAUAGAAAACUUGUUCACAACUAUGGGAGCCUGCUCUGCUGUAUUCGAGGCAAGCUGCACAGUUAUUCCUCAGAGCUACUGUAUGGGGUAGGACAGAUGUUUUUGUUCUCUCAUUUGACUGGAGACAGAACUGAAGCAGAGAAGGGGAAUGAUUAUCCAAAAUUAUCUCCAGGAACAAUCAGGACAAGAACCCACUUGGACUCAAAACCGUGUAUCCCGAUCAUCAUUCAAUGCCCUUCCACAUACUUUGCAGGAAGCAGUGACAUUUCAGAGUCCUUCUUUAAAACCAAGAUUCUAAGGAAAUACAGGAGACCCUUGAACAACAUGGGACUGUGCUGCAUGGGUCCACUUCUACGUGGAUUUUUUUCAAGACAGUACAGUACUGUAAACAUGUUUUCUCUUCCUUAGGAUUUUCUUAACAUUUUCUCUUCUCUUGCUGACUGAUUGUAAGAAUACAGUAUAUAAAACAUUUUAUAUGUGAAA
This is a messenger RNA of Mirounga angustirostris (Northern elephant seal), 4498 nucleotides long. RefSeq names its product armadillo like helical domain containing 4 (gene ARMH4). The transcript is spliced from 10 exons. NCBI's taxonomy places the organism in Eukaryota, Metazoa, Chordata, Mammalia, Carnivora, Phocidae. The record is from RefSeq and is a predicted model, not a curated record. The coding region runs from base 382 to 2838 and encodes 818 amino acids.